AUGCAGAUAAUAAGUGCAUGCAACCCAGGCCUUCCUACGGGGAGCUGGAAACUUGUCAAGGUCUUUGACAAUACCGUAACAGUAGACGGUGUGGUGACGAAACGUGCCACAACGCAAGUAAUGCUGUUACUAACAAACGAUUCUCUAGAACCUUUGGCGAAAAGCGAAGGUAUGAUAAACUAUGGUUUUGGCAAGGUUAAGGUCAGAACCUAUAAAACAGAUGCUGAUGCCAUCGACCAAUUGGCCUCAGAAAUUGAGGCCAAUAACGCUGAGGAAGAUCCUAUGGAGUCCUCAAGCGAUGUCGAAAGCAUCGACAUAGAAGGAUACUGCUCGUCAGGGUCUGAGCUCACAGCUAGACUCAAGAAAAUGAGUAUAAGUACGACAACUGAGCUUACAGCUGGUUUGAUAAGCUAG
This is a messenger RNA of Anastrepha ludens (Mexican fruit fly), 414 nucleotides long. RefSeq lists its product as uncharacterized. The transcript is spliced from 2 exons. The record is from RefSeq and is a predicted model, not a curated record. Bases 1 to 414 code for a protein of 137 amino acids. NCBI's taxonomy places the organism in Eukaryota, Metazoa, Arthropoda, Insecta, Diptera, Tephritidae.